CGUCAGAGCUGGAUAAGCCAAGAUGAUCCAAUUAAAGACGAUAUUGAAUUGCAUCGACAACUCUGGCGCGGCCAUCGUCGAAUGCGCCCAGAUCGUUGGCCAGAAGCGACACGCCUCCAUCGGCGACAGGAUAGUGGUAGUGGUCCAAAAACAGCGCGGCGCCCAGGCCGAAGGCAUGGCCGGGUCCUCGGGCGCCAAGGUCAAGCGCGGCGACAUCCGGCACGCGAUCGUGGUCCGGACGAAGCAGAGGGUGCAGCGCCGAGACGGCAGCGUGAUCCGGUUCGAUGACAAUGCCUGCGUCCUUAUCAACAAGGCUGGGGAUCCGAUCGGCUCACGCAUCAACGGCGUCGUGGGGUCGGAGCUGCGGAAGAAGAAGUGGAGCAAAAUUCUCAGUAUGGCGCCCAUGCAGGCAUAGUUCUUGUUGGUUGGGCGAAUGGAGAACGGGUGGACGUUAUUCAGGGCAUGGAUGGAGGUAUACGUUGGUCUUGGGCUGGCGGAAGUAUCCUGACGGCCGGUUGGGGCAGACGUGGGUACGACGAUACAAAUACUUUGCAGCACAACUGCCAGAGAGGCUGGCAUUAAAACGGCGUUGGCGCGUCGUGUAUACUUUAUUGUACAACCUACGAUAGAGAAAACUUUGAUCUCCCACGAUCUCGUUCC
Parathielavia appendiculata is the source of this 660-nucleotide messenger RNA. Its product is annotated as ribosomal protein L14. Gene Ontology annotation, cellular component: mitochondrial large ribosomal subunit; ribosome. Gene Ontology annotation, biological process: translation. NCBI's taxonomy places the organism in Eukaryota, Fungi, Ascomycota, Sordariomycetes, Sordariales, Chaetomiaceae. The transcript has 3 exons. Gene Ontology annotation, molecular function: structural constituent of ribosome; large ribosomal subunit rRNA binding. The record is from RefSeq and is a predicted model, not a curated record. The coding region runs from base 23 to 415 and encodes 130 amino acids.